AUCUCGACCGGAGCAGCCGCAUGUGGGGGCUGGUUCUCCUUUCUGGACUCGAGAGACCGGAUGGGCUUUAAAACUCCAGAGCCCUCUCUCAGGGGCAAGCCCACGCUGGGCUCUCGCCCUUGGGAAGUUUGUGCAUAUCCCUUUCUUCACGGCCAUCACUGGGUUUUUCGAGGUUAUAAGCUUCGAUCAUCCAUCGACAUCCAAGCCCCAGCUGCCGUCCUAGGAUCAGGCCGGAUUCCUGAUCAGCGGUGAACAUGGGCGCCUAUACCUCAGUACCGCAGUGCCUUGCGCACUAUGGAGUCACGAUAAAUUGUUCUGUAGUUUACGCACCCGACAACCAGACCGUGAUAUCUGUCGGAGGAAACAGACCCGGAGACUUUAACCCAGAUCCAGAUAUUGCGGGUAUCGGUAUCAUCGGAGCCUUUGUCGUCACAACGGGGUUUUCGUUAUUUAUAGCCUUCUUGCAUGUCUUGUGGCACUACGCCAAGCUGACAAAGCUUAAAAGAAGAAUAACAGAAGAAGAGAAGGAAAACAAAAGAUGGCAGCUCAGCAUUGGCGGCUUCUUUGAGAUGCUCGUCAUCUCGUGUAGUGAUCAGCAGAUUUUCACCGGAGCCGCGUACGCCAUCACGAUGCGCUUCGCCAAAGCCUGCUCCAUCUCGGCCUACCACUACAAUAUUAUUUCGAACAUGCUGUUGAUCACCUGCGCCACGCACUUGCUGACCCUUCUUGUGUCCAAGCACUACUGGGAGCACCCUUGGGUAGCUGCAAUCCGGACGGUAGCGACGGCGCUAUUGUACCUUGCGACGGGUAUUCUUCUUUCUACCCAGGCCGCCCCAGGGUCUGAGCUCGCGUUUCCGACCCAGGUUCCUAAAGACAACGAGAAAUGGAGCACCCUCCUUCUACCAGCCGCCUGCUUCCAAGGGAGCGCUGCGCAGUUUGGAAAUACCUUGGAGCAGUCUUUCCACGGAGCCGGACUGUUCAAGGUGGGCGACCGCAUCACCGGAUGGACUCCGUUCGUCAUUCUUGUCCUGUACUACGUCCUUGCCAACAUCGUUACGCUUGGUCGGGUCGUUCGCGCAGGACGGGAGAAUGGCGGAAAGCGGGAAAAGUUUUGCAAGUGGUUGGUGGAGUUAAUAGGGCAGAAGAAGCUGAAGUGGGUGCAUCGUAUUGGUGGACAGGUCUAUGGCGUGUAUCUCUUGGCUGGCCUGGUAAUUUCGGCAUACACGAUGGUCUCCUCUUCCGAGUACAUUGAGAUGCUUCGCCGCUGGGUGGACCGAUCAGGGUGGAUCCAACUCUAUCUUGGCACCAACCCGGAGAACGACCCCAAGUCCUUUGGUCAGCUUGUUCCUCUUCUGAUGAUGACACUUACCGUGUUUACCUUUUUGCAGAUGUUGAGUGAGGCCAUAACAAUCAGGAAGUUGAAGAACAAACAAAGUGAGGAGAUCGAGGACCUUCAAGAACAGCUGGAUGAAGCAAGAAACAGCUCGGACAGACUUGAAGAUGGCAACAACGGCAACGGAAAGCAGCCUGGGGUCCACGAGAAGGAGACGUUCAGCAGGCAAUCCGAAGCAAGCGGAAGCCAGGCUUAUGGGAUGAACUCCCAAACGCCAUGGUCGCCGGCUCCGAUGUACACCAUGUUCGCCAACCCAUCUUCUUCGAGCAACGCUCCGUUUUUUGUCCAGGCCGCACCGACUGGCUCGCCGAUGGCAACACCCGCUUGGGCAUCCAUGACACCACAGCAAGUAACGCCGUCGCAUUUUAUCAUCCCGGCGCAGUUUGUAUAUGGAGCGUUUCCGAUGACGAGCCCUGGAAACGGAAGCGUGCCUCCAUCUCAAGGGUUUCCUUGGAAUCCUUCCACUCCUUUCGGUCCUGGUCCUGCUCCGGCAUCGAAUGCGCCUGGCCCGAGCAAACCCUCGCCGUCCGAUGAUUCACCGUCUCAGCCGGAGCCCUUAUCAAAGGCAGAACCUGAGAUCACCACGAAGGACACUAAGUCGACGCCAGUGGUUUCCGUGUAUGAGUCCUCCACGUCAUCUCCGCCAUCGAGAUCCUCGACAGUUCCCGAUAAUGAGAAGCUGGCGCCUCAUCCGGCUAACCUUUUAAGGGCUGAUACCGAUUUUACGCUGAUAGGACAGCCGAGCUCGAGUUUGGAUGCUGGGGGCCAGACGGAUCAGCAAAUGCCGGCACAAGGCUUCAAUGGUGUUGCUGCGGAUCCCAACACGCUAAGUUACUUUCCGGAAGUUGCCAUUGCCGAGUCAAGCGUAGAGGAAGAGGGACAGGAAGCGGAAAGAAAUACUGCGGGAGGAACUGGAUUUGAGGUUGGAAAGGCGAUGUAGGAUGUCAAUAAACCGCGAGGCUGAAGGGAGUGGGUAAGGGUAAGAAACAUGCAUGGAAAGGUCUUGGACACGAUUUCGGUGGAGUUUGGGGCUUUUGGCUUUUGGGAGCAUGUGUUACGAUACCACGGAUUAAUGAGUCUGACCAUUUAGCGCAGUCAAUGAAGAGCAUGUAGCAUCAAUCUGACUCGUGGCUUGUUGUUGACAGUGGUCGAGGAUUUGGAGGUGUUUCGUAUGACGUGAUGGAAAAGGAGGAAGGCUCCGAGUUGGAGUAUGAAUUGGCCCCCACCACAAAAAUCAACCGAGACCGUGACCAAGAUCGGGACAUUGUACCCCGUGGGCGCCCGCAAUGUCUCGUCAAAAUGCUCCGAGAGGGGACAAGAACGUG
This is a messenger RNA of Neurospora tetraspora, 2718 nucleotides long. RefSeq lists its product as uncharacterized. Lineage: Eukaryota; Fungi; Ascomycota; Sordariomycetes; Sordariales; Sordariaceae. The coding region runs from base 255 to 2333 and encodes 692 amino acids. The record is from RefSeq and is a predicted model, not a curated record. The transcript has 4 exons.